Argentina anserina (silverweed cinquefoil) is the source of this 739-nucleotide messenger RNA. RefSeq names its product FCS-Like Zinc finger 6. The transcript is spliced from 2 exons. The record is from RefSeq and is a predicted model, not a curated record. Lineage: Eukaryota; Viridiplantae; Streptophyta; Magnoliopsida; Rosales; Rosaceae. Bases 131 to 565 code for a protein of 144 amino acids.
CUCUCUCUCUCUCUCUCUCUCUCUCUCUCUCUCUCUUCCUCUCUCUAGGGAUUUAGAUUUGGAGAAGAACAGCAGUUGUAGAAGUUUUGGUAGUUGUAGCAGAAGAGAGGGAGAGGCUAGAGGAGCAAAAAUGUUGUUGGGGAAGAGACCAAGGCCUCCAAUGAAGAGAACCACAAGCAUGUCAGAGAUCACCUUUGAUCUCAACACUGAAGCUCAGCCUGAGCCCUCAGAUCCACACAACCCUUUCAGUCCUCUGGCCUUUGAUGGCGUCAUGGUGAAGACGGCGUCCUCAUCACCCUCGCCCAGAAACCACAGAAGGAACUCUGCUGAUUUCGUUGAGACUCUUCACUUCUUGAGGUCUUGCGGUCUCUGCAAACGCCGCCUUGUUCCUGGCCGCGAUCUUUACAUGUACAGAGGUGAUACUGCUUUCUGCAGUCUAGAGUGCCGGCAGCAACAGAUGACCCUAGAUGAGAGGAAUGACAAGUGUUCAUCUUCGGCCCCCAACGCCGGCGUCGUCACCGGACACCAUGUCUCUUCAACAGGGGAAACUGUGGCCGCUGUGUAGAAUAUUGGUAUUUCAAACCGGUGAUGAACACAGCUCGAUCUAUUCAGGCGCCGGAUCAUAUGAAUAUAUUUAGAUUUUGGGAGGUCGAUCUAUGCAUGAAACUAUGAAUAGACUUUGAAGCUGUAAUUUUCAUGUGGUAAUGAGGCAUAUUAGUAUAACACAAGUUCAUCAGGG